Messenger RNA from Trichobilharzia szidati, 3665 nucleotides. The record is from the annotation of a GenBank genome assembly. NCBI's taxonomy places the organism in Eukaryota, Metazoa, Platyhelminthes, Trematoda, Strigeidida, Schistosomatidae.
UCGAUACAUGGCCUUGUGCAUGACCUCCAACAUUUCGGUUUUGUGUAAUAAUGUGGGAAUAUGGGUCUUGGUAAUUUAGUUAUGUCGGGAUUGCCACGUUUAAAUAUCAAACUUAGUAGUUAUGCUGGAUUAACAUUCACCGUCCCAAUAUUUGGCUCCUUUAUAUACUGUGUAUACUUAAGAGACCAAAGCAGGCGCACCAUUUACAAAUAUGUUUCGACUACUAAAAGGUUUUUAAGAGCCGUCUACACAGGUACUCUGAUUUCUUUGGAUUAUAAGUGGACCAUGACAGUAUUCUCGAAUGAUUCUGAAUCCUACAUCAAAGAAAUAUCAAAAUGUCACCAAAGAGCAGCCGACAGAAUUCUUCAGGGCUGUUUGCACAAUGGAGGUUUGUAUAUCAAAAUGGGACAGGGUCUCGCAAGUAUGAAUCAUGUUUUGCCCAAACAGUACACAGAAACUCUGGAAAAGUUGCACGACCAAGCUAUCAUGCGCUCAGUAGACGAAGUGUAUCGGAUAUUCAUGGAAGAUUUCGGCAAACCACCUUCGGAACUGUAUUCCAGUUUUGAACAUGAACCCAUAGCUGCUGCUAGUUUGGCUCAAGUACAUCGUGCUGUUACACAUGAAGGAGAGCAAGUCGCAGUGAAAGUUCAGUACGAAGAUUUGCGUGAUCGAUUUGAUGGGGAUAUGUCAACCCUUGAGUUACUUUUAAAAUUAGUUGAAAUAAUGCAUCCUGAUUUUGGAUUCGCUUGGGUUUUACAAGAUAUGCGUGAAACACUGGCCAAAGAACUCGACUUUGAAAAUGAGGCAGAUAAUGCUGCUCGUUGUAUUGCUGACUUAGCGAGUCUGGGCACACUAGAAAACAAUGGUUCCGUUCAUGUACCUUGGGUAAAUCGUAAGCUAACCAGCAAACGCGUCCUUACAGCCGAAUUCAUUGAUGGUAUCAAAGUUAAUCAAGUAUCUGCUCUACGGGAUGCUGGCUUCUCACUAGCUGAGUUGGAUCGCUUGUUGGUUCGUGCAUUUAGUCAUCAGGUGUUUUGUACUGGCUUUGUACAUGCUGAUCCACAUCCAGGCAACCUACUAGUACGACGGAAACCUCAGAUAAAGUUAGGUAUUUCUCAGAAAAUCAAAUCAUCUAUUCAAAGUAUACCCAACAUUUUAUUUGAUACACUCACAUGGAUGGGAUUUCUGUUUUAUUUCCCCGUCAACAUCGUAAAAAAACUAAAAAAUCGUGAACAUAAAUUGUUUACUCAUCCAAAUGCAAGUCGAGGUUCAACUGAAAUGCAACUGGUUCUUCUAGAUCAUGGUUUGUAUGAUACUCUUCCAAGCGAUAAACGGAAAGCUUUAUGCAAAAUGUAUCAGGCCAUUUUAGAUUCCAAUGAAUCAGUAAUGAAAGAAGCAUCUUCAUUUUUAGGUAUUGAAGAUUGGGCUACUUUCGGUGAAGUUAUCUUACAGAGACCAUGGCGUCGCCGAACAAUCAGAUUGCCAUCACAACUCUCAGAUGCAGAUAGAGCCUAUUUACGCUCAACAGCAAUGGAACAUUUUGACCGAGUAAUGUCGGUUCUUGAACAAAUGCCGCGCCCAAUGCUUUUGUUCAUCAGAAAUUUGAAUCUUAUUCGUUCUAUUUGUCGUUCUCACGGGGAUCCUAUUGAUCGUCACUCUUUAAUGAUUGAUAGUGCUGUUCUUGGGAGUCGAAUAACAACUUCACGUUCUGGCAAAUUGAUUCCCAUGAAUUGGAGUGAUAAGUUACAGGUGAAUAUCAUAUUGCAAAGAUACCACUGGAAGUUAAGGUUUGAAGCUUUCUGCUUGUGGAUUCAAAGUGUACUUUAUCAUUUGUUAUAUACUUUGGGACAGGCACCCGACAUAAAAGAAAUAUCAGCUUUAUAUAAUGCUGCAGCACCUAAAAGCCUAUCAGCCAAUGUUUAAAAAUCCUAGAGAAAUAAUCGUGCAUGAGAAGACUCCAGAAAAAAUUAAAAAUGGAAAAAUGCUCAUAUUUUCCCUAUGAUAAUUAUGUGAUAUACGCUUGCUUUGCACCUUUCCUUCAGUAAAACCACUUCAAUUUCGAUAUUUUCCGGAUUUUGUUGUGUUUAAGACCUAUCAUAUCUCUGCCCCAAUAUUCAAAUACGCAUCAGUUAUCCUCAAUAUCGGCUAUCGUCCCCUUGUCCUCCAUGCAUAUAUAUAUAUAUAUAUAUAUAUAUUCCAAAGGCCACAAAACCUUGGACUUCUAAUUCACUCAACAUGAAGCAAAUUUUUCCAACAUACACAUCGGGAAAUAACACUUUCCAAAACGUAUUUAUACAUACUAAUCCCGAAAUAAACAACCCUUCAUCCGACAAUAUCAAAUAUCCGAAAUUAAGUUUCCCUACAACAAUCCGUACUUACUAACUACCACUGCUGGUAUGCAAUGAAUCUAGUCGUCCAGAUGCUGACAUAAGUGAAUACAACUGCUAACCGACUUCACAGGAUUACGGCUCUCCCAGAUAUUCAACAGUCCACUGAUCAUUGAACAAAGCGAAGUUUUGUGACACUGACUCAAGUGUGUUUGUGGUGGUUAGUUCGGGUGUGCAGUUUUGUUGACUAUAGUGUCCUGAUGUUUGAGUCAGAUGUUAUUUUGUCAAGAUGUACAAAUGAAAGUACUGAUUAUACAUAAGGGCAAAUGUGUUAUAAAUGAAUGUAGGUGACCACGCGAUUGCCAGGAUGACCCUCGGUGGUCCCGAGUGCAGGCUUCAAACCUGUAGCCAAUUAGCGUCGGAGUGGUUCGAUUCCGUCUUCCUGGCGUUUGAUCACAUCAUCGUGUACCAUUAGCCUUGUGAACAUUGAAGAGAGUCGCUGCAAUUUCUUAUACGUACUCUGACACGUUUGGGAAGUAUUCGGACUUCAUAUCUAUUUCCCGCUUCAUUUCGUCGGGAAAUGGUCAUUAACAAAACAUGUGUUUACUAUGUCACAAUUCGAUGUCAACAUUUUAAGGGGAAUUGCGCAAUUGAGAUUGUUUGUUUUUUGCACCUAGACACCGCUGACACUUCCGAAGAAGUAUUCUGUGUGCUCUGUGGAAUAUGUUGGGUGUUCAUCUGCAAGUGCAUCAGGAGUUUUCUCUUGAUUAAUAUUUUCCCCCGAAAAUGCUGAAUGCCACCCGAAUUAUCGCUGACUGAGGAAAAAUUAUUGGAUCAUAUGACUGACUAAAUUUCAUGCUUAGACGAUACUAAUUGACAUGAUGGAGAUAUUCGGGUUUCGUAUAGCCGAUUGAUUCGUCUCCACAUAAUGAUCUCCUUAAUGUGACUUUUCAUAUAAGAAUAUUUCAUGCAUCAAUGCAGUUGUGAUCUAAUACUCAUAGGGUGUGCACGCCAGGCGAACAGCGGCAGUGCGAAACGAGGUGAGAUGAGGCAAAGUUAACCCUUAGGCACCAUCUAAAUAGCAAUCAGCGAAUGACCUUGGACGUAUCAAUCACAUGAAGGAGGUAUUUUUGGUUAUGGAAAACAUAUAUUUAUGAAUAAAUAAAUGCAUAAAACUGUGCUAAUUUAUGAUAGUUCACGAUUGUAAUUUAUCACAUAGCUGAUCGUGCCUGUAAAAAUUGCAUGCAUUUGAUGUAAAAAUACCCGUCUAUACGAAAAAUAAAUUGUUAUUAUAACCGGAGCAUGACAUAAGCUUGAGAAAAUACCGGAAUAUUAUGC